This is a messenger RNA of Acipenser ruthenus (sterlet), 7325 nucleotides long. RefSeq names its product numb-like protein. NCBI's taxonomy places the organism in Eukaryota, Metazoa, Chordata, Actinopteri, Acipenseriformes, Acipenseridae. Bases 367 to 2190 code for a protein of 607 amino acids. The transcript is spliced from 10 exons. The record is from RefSeq and is a predicted model, not a curated record.
GCUCGCUAGCUGGGCUGUGACAAAAAUCUGAGCCAGCAACUGGCACAACAAAGCGUUAAGACUGCCACAAAGUAGCCGAGAUUUAUUUUAUUUUAUUUUAUUACUUAAAGGAGAGAAAGCCGACUCAGUUCUGGACUGGUUAUUUUAUUUUAUCAACAAUAAGAUAAUACCAGUAUCAGGAUUUUUUUUUUGGAUUACACUAAGGGAAGAUAUAUCAAAAGCCCUUCUGGUUAAACUUUUUUCCAGAUCUCACAGUUGCCAAAGUUGCAGAGGGGGCAGUAGGUGUCAUAACUACUGAUUUCUGGAGCUCUAGUGGGGUGUGUACGGCAGUUGAACUGUUGAUGAGGAUUCGGCCUGGGCACUGUCAUGUUUCUUGGACAUGAGAGCGUGACGGAUCCCGCCAUGAACAAGCUGCGUCAGAGCCUGCGGAGGAAGAAGCCCUGCUACGUGCCGGAGGCCAGCCGGCCGCACCAGUGGCAGUCUGACGAGGAGGCCGUGCGCAAGGGCAAGUGCAGCUUCCCAGUGCGGUAUCUGGGGCACGUGGAGGUGGAUGAAUCUCGAGGCAUGCACGUGUGUGAAGAGGCAGUGAAGAAGCUGAAAACCAUUGGAAAGAAGUCUGUGAAAGCAGUCUUGUGGGUGUCUGCAGAUGGUCUGAGGGUCGUAGACGAUAAAACAAAGGACCUGAUAUUGGACCAGACCAUCGAGAAGGUGUCGUUCUGCGCUCCGGACCGCAAUUAUGACAAAGCGUUCUCCUACAUCUGCAGAGACGGGACGACCCGCCGCUGGAUCUGCCACUGCUUCAUGGCCCUGAAGGACUCGGGGGAGCGUCUGAGCCACGCGGUGGGCUGUGCGUUCGCAGCCUGUCUGGAGCGCAAACAGAAGCGGGAGAAGGAGUGCGGGGUGACGGCCUCGUUCGACGCCAGCAGGACCAGCUUCGUCAGGGAGGGGUCCUUCAGGGUCACCUCGGCCACGCAGCAGGCUGAGCGAGAGGAGGUCAUGAAACAGCUGCAUGACAGGAAGAAAGCAGAAAGCCCAUCCUUACCCGCAGACAGUGCCUCCCCCUCCGAGGGGGCUGCAUCUCCCGUGGACAGGACGGAGGCAGGGUACCAGCACGCCAUCCCGCGGCGCCAUGCUCCCAUUGAGCAGCUCGUGCGGCAGGGCUCCUUCCGGGGGUUCCCAGCCCUCAGCCAGAAGAACUCCCCCUUCAAACGGCAGCUCUCCCUGAGGCUGAACGAGCUGCCCUCCACCCUGCAGCGCAAGACUGACUUCCAGGUGAAAAACCCAGUGCCUGAAAUGGAGUCUGGCCCUCCCGACGAAGCGGACAGCAUCAACACUCUCUACUGCCUGAUCAACAGCUCCUUCAGCAAGCCCCCCGAGGAGCCCUUCACCGCCACCACCAACGGCAUCCCGCCACCCUCCAUCCCUGCCCGUGUUCCUGCAGGUCCAGCAGGAUGGGCAGGAGACGCCGCCGGCCAGAUGGGGCACAAGCGAACACCGUCGGAGGCUGAGCGCUGGCUGGAGGAGGUGGCACAAGCCGUCAAAGCUCAGCAGCAGCAGCCACAGCAACAGCAGCCCCCCACCAUGGUGGCAGCUCUGCCAGGCACACCAGUCUCCACCCCGAACGUCAUGCAGCCCUUCCCUCUGGCCUUCGACUCCACCCCGACGCCCGUGGGCAUGUUCAUUCCACCCCCCGUACAGCCUGCAUACAUGCCCAUGCCCACCUACAUUCCUGCACUUGCCAACAGCAUGUCCUACCCCAGCGUCCCCGUGGUUGGCAUCACACCCUCUCAGAUGGUGGCCAACGUCUUCUGCACGGCUACACAAAUGCAGGGCUCAGGGUUGGCGGCAGGCAAGAUGGGUAGCAUUGGUGGGCUUCCCCAGAGCUUCAAUUCACCCGCCUCAGUUGCUGUAGUCACAACCUCCAGCUCCAACCACACCUCCAGCUCCAACCACUUCUCCAGCCCCAUCACAGUCAACGGCACCCCCCCUAACAGCCAGAAUUGCACCAACAACGGCACCAGCAACGGCACAGCGUGGCCUCCUGGCCUCAAGCAGUUGGCAGUGGCCGGCGGUGCCCAGGAGGUCGACCAGUUUGAGGCGCAGUGGGCAGCACUGGAAUCCAAAUCCCAACAGAGAGCCUCCAACCCGUUCUCUAAUGAGCUUCAGAAAACCUUUGAGAUUGAGCUCUAACUGGACAGGCUUGGAGGAAACGUGCGGCCAAAACUAACAACAACGCUUUUGUGUGUUUCUUCUUUUUCAUGUUUUUUUUUAUGUGUCCAUUUAUUAAGAGUUUUAAGGGCGAAGCUGAGAAGUAUAAGUACAUUUGUAGAAAGAAAACGAACAACAAAAAUCAAAGACAGAUUUGCAAGAAUGCCGACUGUAGUGAUGCACAAGGGCCAGUGUGAACCACGCCAGGUACAGCGCGUACUACGCAAAGUGAGCAGCACACACUGAUCAGCUGUAACACUCGAUUGGAAAUUGUGGUCACUGGACUGAGUGUAUGUAUUGAACUAAUGCAUAUGGCGGGACUGUCGAGGAUCUUUUUCAGAAUCUCUGUUUCUAAGAAUUCUGUAUCAAACAUUACAUACCAUUCUAGAAAACACAUUUCAGGUUCCUGAUCGAUUUGUUAACUUCAGACAGUUAAUACAGUUUUAUGUAUAUGCUGCACAUAGUUUUGGUUGGAUUCAUGACAUUCCUAUAAACCCGAUGAUUUUAAACACUAUCCCUUUGGAGCCAAAUCCUUUGAACAGUGUACACAGCAGUCCUGUGGACUACACUGGAAACUUGAUUCGGGACAGAACCUACAGCCGUCUGUCCAGGUACUUUAUUGCUGAGACAGACACUGCCAUGUAAAAUUACUCUGUGUCUGCUAACGCUCAGAAAGACGGAAGUUAUUUUCUGUUUGUUCCAAGCUCUCGUGUUGCAUCAUCACGAUAUUACUCUGUGAUUUUCUACUUAACCAUUGAAGCUGUGGUACUAAUGUUUCCACUCAACAUGUUGUCUUUGACCUCCCCUCUCCUCCACAGACUUGCAGACACAGCCCGUCGGAGUACAGGGGGUCUACAAAGGGUUUAUAGAGGUACAACCAAAUGACUUUGUUUUCUGUUUUUAUUUAUUUUUUUAUUUUAUGGGCUGUGUCAUCUUCCCUGGUUAAUGCGAGCGUGUACGGUACAGGAUAUAUAUUUAAAGUACACAGAACUCGCAGAUCAAUUCCACUUACCAAAUAUGCAUUGCCAUCACUUCGUAGAGCAGCCAUGCCUCGAGAUGAAACGCAUUAUGUUAACGUGUAUUUUAUUUUUAAUUGUAAUUUCUAUUUAACGAGUGAACAAAAAAAUGUAAUCGCCUUUUGCACUCUUUUCAAUGCUGCAUGAAGGAACAUUGAAAGUGUGUGAGUUGCUACAGGAGUUCGAGUUCUUGUAAAUGGAAAAACAAUUCAGAAUGUUUUUAUGCUAUUCUAUAGAAUCAUUUGCAUCACAAUGUAUGUGUAGCAAAUGACAUCUCAUGCACAUUAAUAGAUUUAAAUAGGAAUAAGUGAGUUUAGUUGCCAUGGCAUCAAAAGCCUAUAAAUACCUCCACUGUUUUUUUUCCAAACACACUGAAAUGUUGGGAAGUUGCUCUUUUGAAUAAUUGGAAAAACGUGCUUUCGUUUAUUUCCUUUACGUGACCUCCGAUUCCCAGAUGCUUCACACAGGGGCUUGCCUUCCCACCACCUUUCCUUUCCUGUGACUGGCGUGUUUUCAAAGCUAGCAGCACUUCUUUACAGUGUGAUCUCUUGAAGUAGAAUACACUGCAUCCAGAUAUCUGCAGGGAGCGAUCGAUCACUUUCCUGCACUAAUAGCUUGGAAAACAAUCUUUCAUGUAGACACAUAUGCGAUCUAAGAAAUGAUACAUAAUUCGGUAAGAUUUACAGGAAUUAUUUUGAGCUCUGUGCAUUUUAAGAUGAAUGCACAAGUCUGGCUUUUUGUCACGAGGAUGUGUCCUAUGUAAAUGACAUUGAGUAGCAGCAUUGAACAGGGAAGGUAUGUAAGUCAUAACCCAGCUUUGUCAUUUCUUUCUGUUUUAAAGCCAUGCCCGUGUAUGAUAAUAACUGCCGUAACUACCUGUAUUACAAUAGAAAAAUGCUUCUCUGGUUUACUUUUGAGCACAAGAAACUUUACAAAAUAAUGGAGUUGAAAGAUGGAGUUUCUGGCAUGCAUCUGCAUUGUUUCAGAAUCCUACCACAGCUGCAGCCAGCAUGGCUAUAGAGAGCCGUGUUAUUAAUAGUGCCACAGGACAGCAGCACUAUGGCUUAUUUAUUCAGGCAACAGUGUCCUUUGGGAAAAGCUGGACACUAUUCACAAAGCGUUAACCCUUUCAUACACAUAGCUGUUUAAAUCUUUACAGCCUCAUAUGAGGACAUGUGUGUGAAUGGAUUAAGGAAUGUUUUAAGGAAUGUUUUUUUAAGGCCUAUUUUUGAAGAUGUGUUUAUAAACAUUCACUAAACACUUCUAACUCUCCCUAAAACAGUUAGAGGGUCAUAAGCUGUAAACUUGUUUGAGAUAAAAAUCUAAAUGGGUUUUAAAAACAGCCCUUAACAGAACAUUUCUAAAAACAGAUUUUGUGGAGUGCAGGAUGUGUCCUAUAGCCUGGACGUCACCGGUUCGAGUCCAGGCUAUUCCUCUGCCGACCGAGGACGGGAGCUCCCAGGGGGCAGCGCACAAUUGGGCGAGCACUGCCCCGGGGGGAGGGAGGGUUAGGUCAGCCAGGGUGUCCUCGGCUCACCGCGCAUCAGCGACACCUGUGGUGUGGAUGGGCGCCUGCGGGCUUGCCUGUAAGUUGCCCAGGGCUGUGUUGUCCUCCGAUGCUGUAGUUCUGGAUGGCUGCAUGAUGAGUCUGCAGUGUGUAAAGAAGCGGUCGGCUGACGGCACACGCUUCGGAGGACAGCAUGUGUUUGUCUUCACCACUCCCGAGUCAGCGCAGGGGUGGUAGUGGUGAGCUGAGCCUAAAAAAUAAUUGGACAUUACUAAAUUGGGGAGAAAACAAUAAAAACUAAUUGACGACUACUAAAUUCUAAAAAAAAAAAAAAGCAGGUUUUGUGAAUAUGGCCUAUUGUCAGCUCAGCAGGCACUGAGUACAUGAGAAGAAGUCACUGCUUAUGGGAAACAUGCUAGAAACAGCUGGUUUAUUAGAGCUCAGAUGUAAAGAGUCUUGACUUUUAACAUUGAGUUCCUAAAAAGUCCUGAAGUUGGCCUUCAGUUUUCAAUCAAUAUUUUUUUUAUUUUUUUUAUUCAUGAAUAUGCAUUAUUUUAAGAACCUUGGGGGGAAUUCGCAGCGUGUUUUGCUCCAAAUCGUCAUUAGCACCAUUUAAAGAAAAACCUGGUAAUGUCACAAAACUAGAAAUAAACAACUCUGAACACCUAAAAGCCACUGAAAUUCAUGAACUGCUUGUUAAUUUACUGUUUGUACCUCAAUGGGUGUUUUUCUCUUUAUAUACAAUGGUGCUAAAGACACUUUGGAGUUAACGGCACUGUGUAUUUCAACCAUUGCUGUAGUAGAAUUCAAGCUGGAGUUUUGUACAGGCCCCAGAAAGCAACGUAGCCUUUGAAGCUUACAUAUAAAAGGCACUUCUCUUUACUUACGAAACCAAGGCUUGGGGUUGGCAGCUAGGUUGCCAUGGCAGCCACUAGAAUAUCCAUUUCCUGAUCUGUUCAGUGGUUCUGCUGCAAAGCAAGCUCCCAACGACCCAGAGGGACAUCCUGUAUAUUACAAACCCUUUCUUUACCCAAACACAUGAUGUUUAUUGGAGCAGUAGUGAUAGAAUACGUUUCAGUCAAAACAUUUGAAAUAACAGUCUGACCAUUUGUAUUUGAGUUUACUGUUCAUUUUAGGUUCCAUUGGGUAUAAUUGGGUCUUGUUAUACAUUUCCAUUUUGUUUGUAUUUUUUUGUACCCUGUUUAACUUUUUGUACCCUGUUUAACUUAAUUGCCAAAUGUGUUGUUGUUGAUUUAUUUGCUCCCCCUCAAGCGCUGAUGGGAGGCCGCACUGUGGUUGAUCCCCGGAGCCAGCAUCGCAGCCGUUGUGUGUGCUGAUGCGCCAGGGAGGCAAAAUAAGCUGAUCCCUGGAGCCAGCAUUACACUUCAGCCAUUAACACCAGACAGAAGGAUAUCUACAUCAUCAUAUGGAAGGAAACGUAAAUGGAUGGAGACACAUAUGGAUCACAUUAGUUUACUGUAAAGUUACGUCUUAGUUGGUGCUUAUCUUGGCGAGAGCCGAGUUCAAAUCAGCAUGAAGUUUUAACAUCUACUCUCGUGUAAUGGAAAUCAUGAAUUAAUAUAUAUAUAUAUAUAUAUAUAUUGCGUAGCUUUGUGUAUGUAACUGAAAGUAGGCACCAUUUUGUAUUCAAGGGUAAUGUAACAGGUGUCAAUAGGUAUAGACACAGCAUCUUAGAAAAUACCCUUUUUCUGUUUGCUUGUACAUAUGCUUCAGAUGGACACAUCCUUAACUCUCUUUUUGUAAUUAUUUUUAUUUUUAAGUCAGUGAUGUAGAAGUCAUGGUUAGUGUUUUUGGGGAUACAAAUUCAUUUCUAGGUAUGUCUUGCUCAAACAACGGUUUAGACACAAGAUCGGUAGGAGACCUCGUCAGUUAGUUUGCGCACCUUGCCAUAUUGGUACAUUAGCAUGCCCACCUUGCCAUAUUGCCUCAGUGACGAUAGACUAGCAGCUCUACCCCCACCCCCACCCCCACCCCCACCCCCACCCCCUCCCCCUCCCGAAACAGGAAACCGGGAGGAUACUUUAUAAGAGACAAGCUACAGGGAAGGAUGGGGUUUUGUUCCUUGCUGAAAACAUUUCUCAUGUAUAUAGCCAUCUUCAAGAAUUGCCUCAUCUUGAGCCAUUUGGCUUUGAAUAGUAGCCACACAGAGAAACAUUUCUGCUGCUAACGAAAUGUAUUUUUCAGAUUAUCGGCAGACUUUUGUAUAAGUUCUCUCAGCAGCACAUGCCAACCCCUGUGAUUUUUCUAAGUUCCUCGUUGCACCUCCUCAGAUGUCUGCCUCGCUCUCUCAACCAAUACUGCAGCUGUUAGCUAUCUUCAACUGAACCAGACUUGCACAGACUGGACCAAUUGGAAUAGCUUGCAACGCAUGCCUCAAACAGUUGGCAGCUGAAAUCAGAGAGUGGUUACUGUGGAAAAACAGAGAGGAGUUGGGAGUUGAAACAUGUAGGUUUAAAAUGAACAGAGAUUGAGGAAGAUUUGAAUGGUGUAGGCUUUGUUUAUGGCACCAUUCCAGUUGACUUUUCUUUGUAUAUUCAUUAAAGUCUGUGGAAGAUCAUUUCCAGCUCUAAGAA